Phoenix dactylifera (date palm) is the source of this 1587-nucleotide messenger RNA. RefSeq names its product growth-regulating factor 5-like. Gene Ontology annotation, molecular function: ATP binding. Gene Ontology annotation, biological process: regulation of DNA-templated transcription; DNA-templated transcription; developmental process. The record is from RefSeq and is a predicted model, not a curated record. Lineage: Eukaryota; Viridiplantae; Streptophyta; Magnoliopsida; Arecales; Arecaceae. Gene Ontology annotation, cellular component: nucleus.
GGCUGUCCAUCUCUCUGUUGUCAUCGUCUUCCUUCUCCGCUACCACGAGCUCGAAAUGAUGGAACCCUUCACCUCUCCCUCACCGGCGAGUGACCCGACCGCCCCCGUCCCGAACCUUUUCUGGCGCCCCCUGGGAGGGGAGAGUCUGGAGCGGCGGGUUGGGAUUGAGACAGGAGGAGUUGCGGGAGGGGAACAGAUGAGCAGUACGGCGGCGGCGCGGCCGCUCUUCACCGUGUCGCAGUGGCAGGAGCUGGAGCUCCAGGCGCGAAUCUUUAAGCACCUAGCAACCGGAGAAGCCGUGCCGGUCCAUCUUGUUGAAUACUUCCGAAAGAGCCUCGAGUCCAUGGCGUCCCGUUCCUGCCACCACCCCGCUGCUGCUGCUGCUGCUGCUUUGGGUUAUUACUCCUACUUCGGAAAGAAGCUGGACCCGGAGCCCGGCCGGUGCCGGCGGACGGAUGGGAAGAAGUGGCGGUGUUCCAAGGAGGCUUACCCCGAUUCCAAGUACUGCGAGCGCCACAUGCAUCGGGGCCGUAACCGUUCAAGAAAGCCUGUGGAAGCCCCUCCACAAUCCCAGUCUCGGUCCCCUUGUGCAUCGACCGUCACAUCGCCCGCCCUGACUGGGAGCAGCGGGAAUGGCGGCGGUAGCUUCCAGAGCAUCCCCCUGCACUCUCUUGCAGGUGGCAGCACUGCUGCUUGCCCUUUCCCCGGCGGCGCCGCCGCCUCCUCUCCGCUGCUGAUUGACCCUGGUUCCUAUACCGUGGCCGAGAAGGAGCUCAGGUACCCAUAUGGAAUGAAAGCUGAGGUGGACGAGCAUAGUUUCUUUUCUGAAGCUUCUGGAAAUUCAAGGGGCCUUGGAAUUGACUCUUCCCUCGACAGCUCAUGGCGUCCGAUGCCGUCUCGGACGUCCUUGUUUCCUCUUUCAAAAGCCAGGAGCAACUCUUCUCUGCAGAGCAGUUAUCUUCAGUUCACAACACUGCAAGAACUGGGGCAGGCUUCAAUCAGCUCCCUGUCAAAGCCAGAGCAGCAGCAGCAUUCUUUCUCCGGUAGCGAGUUUGGGUUAGCGGAGCCUGUGAAGCAUGAAAGCCACUCACUCCGACCCUUCUUUGAUGAGUGGCCCGGGACAAGGGAUAUGUGGCCUGACCUUGAAGGUAAGAGGUCCAACCAAAAUUCUUUCUCCACAACCCUACUCUCAAUCUCUGUACCAAUGUCAUCCACCGACUUAUCCACUACCAAUUCCAGAUCUCCUAACGAUGACUCAAGGGCUUGUUGUGGGCAUGUGGAGCAAUGAUGUGGGGUGGGAGACUUGCUUGAUGGCCAGGGAUCCUCUUCUGGUUUAAUCAACAGAAUUUUGAGAUCCUCUUUAUGCUUUUCUGUUGUUGACUCUUGUGGAGGGGUCCUAUGUUUGACAUUGAUUACCUUCAUGGGAGUUGUGUUGAUUGGUUUGGCAUUUAAAUUCAUGCGUGGUCUUUUAAAUAGCUUGUACUGUCUAUGAAAACUUUGUAUAAGUUCUUUUUGGAAUCCAGAUGCCUGGAGAUAUAAAAGCUACUGGAAUAUCUUGUUCAUGUCUUAACAUGUGAAUGAAACCUG